AGCGCACACAGCCUUGCGGCAGAAUACGCAAGCAACAGACUGAUGAUCUCAAUCCCUUGACCAACAACGACCUAGUAUCUGAUCUGCGAUCAAGCAUGUCGCGAUUCAUCUCGGGCCUUCAGAAGGUCCUGAAGUCGGAUCAUGGGCAAGGCAGCAGCCAGCAAGGAGGUGGUCCUGGCCCGGCCCCCUCCACUUCCACCUCCUCACAGCCCGCCCAUCCUCCCAGUCUAGGGCAAGGCGGCAAGGUCUCUGUAGGCUAUUUCCCCAACUGGGGCAUCUACGAUCGUGGCUUCAAGCCGCAACAUAUCCAGGUCACCUCUCUCACCCAUCUGUUGUACUGCUUUGCCGACACUCGGCCCGAAUCAGGUGAGGUGUUCCUCAAUGACGCCUGGGCCGAUGAGCAGAUCCACUACGAUGGUGACUCGUGGGACGAAGACCAGUCAAGGACACUCUUUGGCAACCUAAAGGCUAUCUACGCCCUCAAGAAGCCAAACAGACAUCUUAAAGUCCUGCUCUCCAUCGGCGGGUGGACCUUCUCCUCGCACUUUGCACCCGUAGCAACGGACCAAGCUAAGCGUGGGAACUUUGUGAACACGGCAGUGACCAUCGUCAGGGACUACGGCUUGGACGGACUGGACAUUGAUUGGGAGUAUCCCGCCAACGACAGGGAAGCAAGAGCCUACGCGGAUCUGCUGAGGGAGCUCAGAGGCGGGCUGGACACCCUGGGCCGGGAGCUACAAGUCGAGAGGCCCUUCCAGCUGACCAUUGCUGCGCCUGCUGGGCAAGAGCAGGCACAGAAGCUGCACAUCGCAGAGAUGGAUCGCUACCUCACUUACUGGAACCUCAUGACGUACGACAUGGCCGGCUCGUGGGACAAGGUGGCUGGUCAUCAGGCACCCCUGUUCAGUGCGAACCCAGGAGCUCCUUCGGUAGAUUCGGCAGUUCAAUUCUACCUGCGGGCGGGUGUGGCGCCUCAGAAGAUCGUAAUGGGCUUACCCCUGUACGGGCGCGCAUUCGAGCACACGGAUGGUCCCGGCAGGCCGUUCCGUGGAGUGGGCAAAGGAAGCUGGGAGGAAGGGACGUGGGACUACAAGUCACUACCGUUGCCCGGAUCGAACGAGACGUACGAGCAAGGCAUCGUCGCUGCGGGAUGCUACGACCAUCACAAGAAGAAGUUUGUCAGCUACGACAACAUCGAUAGCGCAAUGGUCAAGAAGCGGGUAAGUGGCCAGAAGAGAGCGCGGGAGUUGAUAUCGACGGCGAAACGAAUCGUUCACAUCUGCUGUAUUGCUUCGCCUCCAGUACAUCGAGGAGCACAGUCUGGCGGGUGCAAUGUAUUGGGAGCUCACUAGCGACCAUCCUCAGAGCUCGGACAAGAGCAUCAUCUCCCGAAUGGCCAGAGAGUUCGGCAGCUUGGACGCCACGCC
Microstroma glucosiphilum is the source of this 1427-nucleotide messenger RNA. RefSeq lists its product as hypothetical. Lineage: Eukaryota; Fungi; Basidiomycota; Exobasidiomycetes; Microstromatales; Microstromataceae. The record is from RefSeq and is a predicted model, not a curated record. Gene Ontology annotation, cellular component: extracellular region. The transcript has 2 exons. Gene Ontology annotation, biological process: carbohydrate metabolic process; chitin catabolic process. Bases 96 to 1352 code for a protein of 418 amino acids. Gene Ontology annotation, molecular function: chitin binding; chitinase activity.